Molecule: messenger RNA, 2086 nt
Organism: Oryza sativa Japonica Group (Japanese rice)
Lineage: Eukaryota; Viridiplantae; Streptophyta; Magnoliopsida; Poales; Poaceae
Product: putative disease resistance protein RGA3
Source: RefSeq, a predicted model, not a curated record
UCUAGGUUGAGGUAAAUCACAGUGCAAUUCGUUUCCUUUUAUGAAGACAUGGAGCUGCUGGAAUAUGUGCCAGCCUCAAUUCCUACUCUGCUUCACCAGAUCCACUAAAAACUUUCAGACUACAUACUUUCUCUCUGUCUCAGUUCUUGUCUCAAACUACAAAACUUGAGAUUACAUUGUUACAUAUGGAGACAUUUCUGUCUGCCAUUCUAGGUGAUCUUGCCAGUAGAUCCAUAUCUUUCCUGAUCAACAAGUCCUCGAAACCGACAGCGCUAACCGUGGAGGAGAGACUGCAACGGCUGCUGCUCCGGGCCCGUAUCAUCCUGGAGGAGGCAGAUGAACGGCUCAUCACAAACCAAUCCAUGCUGCAGCAACUGAACAUACUAAGGAAGGAGAUGUACAGAGGAUAUUACACCCUUGACAGAUUCAGAUGCCAUGUCCAUGAAGCAGACCAUACCAAAGAUCACGAGGUGAGUAACCAUGUUAUACCAUCCAAGUUCAAUCCUGCCAAGCGCAUCCGGUUCUGCAGGGUCAGUGGCAAGAGUUUAGAAGAGCAGCUGCAGCAAGUUUUUGGCAGCCUUGAGGUCACCAUUGAAGAUAUGGGUGAGGUUGUCAUGUUCUUGAACAGUUGUCCCCGUUUGUGCCGUCAGCCAUAUAGCAUGCACUUGCUUCUAGACAAGUGCUUGUUGGGUCGCCAAAUGGAAAUGGAGCACAUCAUGAACUUCCUGCUCAAAGAAGAUAUUCCUGGUGAUGAAAAUACAGGAGUUCUGCCUAUCAUUGGCCCGUGGAGGGUUGGUAAGAGCACCCUGAUUGAGCAUGCCUGUGCCGAUGAAAGGGUGCGUAACCGCUUUUUUCAGAUUGUGCAUUUCAGUGACGAUGAUCUUGAGGAUGCAAAUAUGGUGACUCUGAGAGAUUGUGGUGUAAUCAAGCAUCAAAACCGUGGUACUGGUGAAGAAAGACUACUGAUUAUUAUCGAAUUGAGCAGGGACAUCGAUGAGGCUGCAUGGAGUAGAUUGUACUCAGCUUCCAAAAGGUGUGUUGCAAAAGGCAGUAAGAUUAUAGUCGCAAGCCGAUCUGAUAAGAUUGCGAGGUUUGGAACAACCCAAGCUCUUAGAGUAAAAUACUUAACUCAAGAAGCUUACUGGUACUUUUUCAAGGUUCGCACAUUUGGAAGCAUAGAUGCAGAGGAGCACCCAAAGUUGGCAUCGAUAGCCAUGGAUAUGGCCAGGGAGAUGAAUGGGUGCUUCAUGGGUUCAAGCAUGUACAGUGUACUUCUGAAAGCAAAUUUCAAUGUUAGGUUUUGGAGCAUGGCUCUGGCAGGAAUCAGAGAAUUCAAGCAGAAGAAUCUCUUAGGAUACGGUGCCAAUAUUGACUGUCCUUGGCACCCGGUUGAACCCACAUACAUUAGGAUGAUAAACAAUGUUUCCUCUGAAUAUCUUGUGGUUCUUGGCGACUAUCAGACAUGUUCUGUUCAGGACAUGGUAGAUUAUCACACAAACUUUCCUCAGAGUGAAGCUGCAGUUCCCAUGGUGAGUUUGCAAGAUUUUCUGUUUGGAAGUGUUAGACCUCAAGGAAAAUUCAAGGUUCUCGCGUCAAGAUCUCAUCUUCCACCUCACUACAACUACAUACUUAACUGUGAGGUAUGGACUUCACAUCAUCUGAUCACCAGGGAGGAGAGACCUCAGAAGCUUUGCACCUGACUAUCUCAGAUGUUGAUGUAUGAUGUAAUUAUCUGAAUCUGAAUCUAAAUCUGAGAAAUUUUCAAUUGUUUUUCACCCAGUGCAUGAGCAAAUGUGUUUACUUCAAGCUCCUAUGUAAAAUGUGCUGCUUUCAAGAGGCUUUCCUCAACGUUGCCCACGACGCACAUGCAAGACACGUGAGCUAGCAAACAAUUGUGGAUGUGGAAUGAAUAACGGCAAACUCGAUUAUAGACUAAAUGUUGAGCGACCAUAAUAGCAUAAUAGCAGGAAACACUUUUAAACUCUUGAGGGGAUGUCCUCUCAUUUGCUCAAACACCACUCAAAUAGUUAUUAAAAAAAUCUCAAAAAAUAACAUUCAUAUGACAUACAUAUAUCACUUUAAAAUA